Messenger RNA from Dermacentor andersoni, 17735 nucleotides. It is a transcript of the gene Naus, whose product is annotated as cortactin binding protein N-terminal like nausicaa. The record is from RefSeq and is a predicted model, not a curated record. NCBI's taxonomy places the organism in Eukaryota, Metazoa, Arthropoda, Arachnida, Ixodida, Ixodidae.
ACUUUGUUUUGUUUUACAUGGUUAGCGUCGCCUAAGUCAGCUAAGCAUCAACAAUUUUUGUUUAGAUAAAUGGGUGCAUUUUGACGUGUAGAACGUGUGUGUGCGGCUAUACGUGCCCCAGUCAGCCGCAGCCCCGCACCUUUUGGCUUUGUGACGUCAACGAGAGAAUUACCUUGAAUUUCAUCACGUCGCGGUUUCCAAAGUAAUAGCGGUGCCAAAAAUGCGAUGUGAGGAAUAAGACAGAGUGCAGCAAGGUUCCGGCAUGUCGCAAGAUCGGAAAUUUGGAACCCCAGCAAACUUUCAUGCCGCUUACACAAUCUCUUCGGUUGUAGACGGCCGGAGGUUCAUGCGAAGGCCAUAUACAACGUGUCACAUACCACUAUUUAUGUUUGAGAUAAUCACCUGAACUCCUACCAACAGUGUAUAACUACAUAUACGACUACUUCAGUACAAUACCUUGUGUCACAAGGCCCAGAUUUUGUCUAAAAUACGCACUCAAACUGUUUGCGCAUAAAGUGGGCUUCGCCACUAGGCUACGAAGCAUUGCAACGAAAGCGGCUGAACUUGAAAGGUCUGUCGCGAUAGGAAUGGCCUAUCCGUAAAGCUUAUCACACAUGCUCUUUCUGAAUUAAUCCAUUCAAUAAAUAGCUACGAACACUUGCGUUUGUUCAUAGGUAUAAGAAAGUGAACUUAAAACACGAAACCGAAACUGCGCAUCCAUAGCAUACUGUUUCACUGGUUCUCAGGUAUAAGAAAAACUAGAGGCAGCCCUAUGUCAAGAAGCACGGCGGGCCAAGACACGCGUACUUGCUCGCGGCUGUCGAAACUCUAAUCACGUGAGAAACUUAGGCGAGUGACAGCUGCUCGUGCGCUCUGAGCGAAGCGAGAAAAUAAAAUAGCCACGAAAAACAAAACAAGAACCCCCUUCCCUGAAAUCGCCAUCUUGUGUCACGUGACGCAUGACGUCGUUAUGGCGGCGGACAGCAGCCAUCAAGCAAAAAAAGAUGGCGCCGAGUGAAAGCCAUCCGUAGCAAGCAAAGCGAGCGAUGUUACGCGAAGCUCUUCGCUGAUCCGUAUCACCUGGCCCGCUUGGAUGCCGCUCCUGGGCCGCGACUGUCGGCAAUUCCGUGGUGCCCCAUCGGCCGGCACAGUCGGUCGGCUAGCCGUCUCCGGACCCGCGGAAACAGCAGCCGUCGCAGGCAGCGUCGGCGAGUAAUAAAAAUAACAAGCCCAGGGCGCUUUGUAUCCCCUUCCGCGACGACAUGGCGGGUCGCGGAGCGCUCAAGUCCCAGCCCGGCUCGGCCGCCUGCUCCUACGAGGGAUUUGACAAGCUGUCCAGCAGCACGCUCAAGAGGCACCCUAAGAUGGAACUAUGUAAAGCUGACCUCCUCAAGCUACUCAGCGUGCUUGAGGGUGAACUUCAGGCUCGAGAAAUUGUGAUCGCUGUACUGAAGGCCGAGCAGGUGAAGCAGCUCCUGUACCCGCGAAAGGCAGGCGCCAACGGGGCAUCGGGCAGCGACCCCUGGGCAGCCCUGCAACGAGACGUGCUCAAUGCCUACGAUGGGCGAUUCGACAUGACCUCGGUGCGAGCUCUACACGGUCUUCAAUUGCACCACUUGGAACAACUCAUCGCGUUGCACCGGCGGGUCCAGGCGCGCAACCGAGAUGAGCUCCGAGCAUUGGAACAGCGCUGUGCAAAGCUCUGCCGGGAGCUGGAAGAGGAGAAAGGGAAGCGGGCACAAGACACGGCCCAGGGCGACAACGUCACCUUUCUGCUAGAAAAGGAACGAGAGCACCUUCGCCACGAGGUGGACCUCGAGAGGCAGCAGAGCCGGAGGCUCGAGAAGGACCUCCAGCAGGCGAAUGAAGCACUUGAAAUGGAGCGAAGUCGACAGAAGCAGAUGAUAUUGCUCCUCCUGGCCGAAAGAAAGCGGUUAAUUGUGCGGCUAAUCCAAGAACGGCAACGGGGAGAUCAACUUCUUCAGGGCUUAAAGGACGAAAAGGCUCGGUCGUCCGAAAUGGUGGAAGGCCUGGAAGAGGAGAGUAAACGGUCGCUCCAGAUGGAGGAGGAACUGGAGCGGCAAGCAGCGGACUUCGAGCUGGAGAGGGAACGCUUCCAGACACAGGUGGCUGAGCUGAAGGCGCAGAAUGCCCAGCAGCAGUUGGAGCUGGAGCGACUGCGGCAGGAGGCGGAGCGCUUGGUUCCACCCCCUGCACCCGCACCUCCACCCCUCGGAGAAGGGGUCCGCAGCGCCACCAUCAUCACCCCUGCCAGCGCACCUGCACCCACUGUCAGGGCGGCUGUUCCCACUCCGACCCCGCCCCGGGGGGUGGCAGUCGGCCCCAAGGUCCCGCCCUCUGCAACCAAGGCUCCUCCCCCGACAGUGCCGCAGGUGCCGCCAAAGCCGACGCCCGACCGGACUCUGGUCAAAAAGCCAGUAGGACCGGCGACACCAGGCACAGCUGGCAUGGCGUCAGCGACCGGGACCAUUCUGAGGCCCACCCCGCCCCCCGUGCCGCCCAACAAGCCAGUGCUCCAGCGCAAGGACCUGGGACCGAAGCCUCCUGUGCCACCCCGCACGGUACCAGACACAAGGGUGGGGCCUGCUACUACAGCCUCUGCGUCGGGCCUCGAUCUGAUUGGACCGGAACUGGCCGACUUUCAGAGCGUUCUGGUCUCCAUGGCCAUGGAAAAGCCAAACAGUCCACUGCGCAGUGGUUCCUAGAGGGCCAUAGAUGUCUAGCAAUUUUUUUCCUAUUCAAUCAUCAGCCCCCGAUAGGGUAGAGAGCAGAACCAUCAACAUUAAUAGCACUGGGUAGUGAGAAAGCAGUAGGAUAACAGCUAAUUGCCAACUACGCAUCGUAACUUUGUCAGGAUAUGAUAAAGUUGGUAAAUUUCGGGUACACUUAUCAUGUCUGUUUUCGAGAGGGGGGGUGGAUCAGGCCUGUUAGAUCUCCUGUGUUGGGCAGGUCAUAGAGCAUUGUGGAAGUCUUGCAUCUUGCUUUGGCCCUACAAAUUAUCAUCCUUAGCAUGUAGAAACAUUUGCUUGCUUGUCUUUGGCUGACAUUGGAAGAGAAUUCGUCUUUGAUCGCGUUAGUUACAGGGUAUGUCAAAGCCAGUGCCUUUUCGACAUUUUGACGUUAGUCACAAAAAGUGAGCAGAGGUAGCAUUUCUAUUCAAUGGGAAUCCCAUCUUCUGGCUUUCAUUCCCACUACGCUGAGGGCCUGUUUUUCCGGGCACACAAAAUGUUGCCAUCAUCCCAGAGUCCUUCCUGUGCCAGAUAUUGACCCUUUUCGACCUGAGGUGGCUCCUUCAGUGUCUCCUGAUUGUUGUUGCGGCAGUGGACAUGCAAGAUGGUUCGCUGCAGGGAAGCCAAAUAACCUUGUGGAUGUCUGGCACCUUAAUUCCAUUGUGACAUCCGUCAAAUUGUUAGCCCUGAUAGACGGGAAGGUGAACAUUGGACCACCGACCUGACAAAUAUUUACUUCAGGCAAACGGAAAUGCAAUUGCACACUAAGUACCCUUACAGGGUACUUUGAAGUCUGUGGCCUGUUUCUGCAGUUUGUCUUGCAUUGGUCUUUGCAAAGAGUGAGGCCCCUGGAAGCACAUUAGUCCACAUUUUCAUCUUCAUUCCUGAUUUGCUCAACCUUCCACGUAGUUUCCCAACCGCCUGAGAUAGUAAACAUGGUAAUUACUGUUUCAUUACAACCAGAUGCGUCAAAACAACUGCAAAAUGUUUUUCGAAGAUAUGAUUGCAUAGCUGUGACUUCUGUUGCUUGUUCAUUUGAACGAUGCAAUGUAGUUGCUGCCUUUGCUGGUAAACUGCAUUUAGCACCUCUUUAAAAGGUUCUUGUUUUGUUGUUUUCCUGUACCUCAACAGCCAUGACUAUGUGAUCUGCCAAGGAGGGCAGCUAAAUUUGAUGCAGCUGCACUUUUAACAGAAUUGUAGUGGCUGCUUCAAUUAGUCUCCACUGCAGCAAAUAAGUACCUACAAUCAUCAGAGUUCUUCUUACGGGUCGCAUUUUGCAUGGCUACCUGGGAUGAAAUAAUCUUGUGCAAAACAUGGGUGAGCCAGAUUUGAACAUGUGGUGUCAUGUAUGCAGCCACUGUCCUCACCAGCUGACCUGCGGUCUAUUAUGUUCUGUUGACGUCAGCAGUUGACACGUAUCAAACAAACACAUGGUCUAAUCAGGCUUGUACUAUACAAAGCAUACUUCAGCCAUUAGGGCUAAGGCCUAAAGGUCAACUGUUGGUCCAUUGUAUUUCUUCAAUUCCACUGAGAGGCCUCACCUCAUGGCAGGUCAUCGAUGUUGGUUUCUCAUCGAGCUGUUUUUACUGAACCGGCACUUUGCUGGACAGUCUGUAGAGCUUGUCAUUUCGCACAUUCAUCGUCGUGUUGCUGGUUGGUCAUAACUAUGUAGGUGUCACGGUCGUUAGUCAUUGCUGGAUGGCUUUUAAUGAACUGGCCAUAGACGCUCGAAAAGCCAAACGCACAAUGUCUUUACUUUUUCCCAUUACGUUUCCGACCUCAUUCUUUAUUUCGCACAGUUGUUUAUUUGUAUUAGUCGCAUCAGGCAGGCUGUUUGUAAGAGGGUUUGUAAGGUUGACACCUUGUCACGUAGAGCCAGUAAAAAUAGAGAUGAAACACAGUAAAGGAGGGGCCCGGAAAAAAAACCCUUGUAAGGCAGAAUAAUCGUUACAAGGGUUUUCUUUUCUCUCUCUUUUUCUUCAGUGUAUUUUCUUGCUUUGUCCUUUUUAUGCUGUUUCCUCGUGACAAGGGUGUUUGUUCUUUUGUCUCCUCCUUUUUGUGUGUACACUGGUACUGCUUUCAACAUGAGACGACUACUAAAUUUUAUUUGCUCCAUUAUAAUUGCAUCCUACAGGGUAGUGAGGUCUAAUUCUGACUGCCCUCGUUUGACAUUCUUUUAAGGCCUGUUUUACGGUUUUUUUUGUCAAUGUGCCAUAUAUUCUGUGCUGACAACAGCUUUGUUUUGCGGCAUGGGACUUACUCUUUUUCGCAAUAGAGGGAACUACAGCUUUUGUUACUACUUUUACACAUUGAGCACAGGUCAUGACCAGUAGAAGCGUGCCAAGAGCAGUGGUCGGUUAUUUAUGUUUUUGUGACUGUUCUCAAUUGAUGGAAGAUUUAAAAAGAAAUGUUUAGCUUUUAUAAAAAUAAUUACUGUUAUGUGUUCUUAUGGCAUUGCCACAUCAACUUGUGUUCUUUUGGUAAUGUAUGUGCUUUUUUUUUGUUACUGAGUGCCUUUAGUGUAGAUAUGUGUAGAUAUGUGAGCCAAGUGCUUAACAUAUGCAGGUAACACAGGUAUGUGCAGCUUCUUGCACCUGUGAGGCACUGGCUCUAGUAGUAGAAAUGGGCAGCAUCCAAGUAGCCCAUUCCAUUGCCUGGUUGAAAUAGUGGCAUCUGUUCGAAAGAGGCUGUUGCAAAGCUGUAACGAGCGGGGCAUGACUGCGUUACUGUUGUUGCGACAUGUGGUUUUUCUUGGCAAGUGAUGGCAGCUUCAAAGUAAACAAAGGAAACCUGUACAGAAUGAAAAGCUUCCUUGUAUGUGUGUAACUUGUGUGUGUAAUCAUUUGAUGAGUGGAAACUGGUGAAUGGCAAUGUGGAUAGUGAAUUUGUCAGAGAAAAUAAUGUGUUGUUUCUUCGUUACGAAUUGUUCUCGUUCUGUUCACUCGCAUCGAAGUGUGCAUUUUGGAUUUCUAGUGUUAUGUGCACUCACAAGCAUGAUAUGACAAGUGGUGCAGUCAACGACCGGUUAUUCGGACACUGAUAAUUCGGACGUGCUUGGUCAUCCGGACAACCCCACGGCACCGCUAUUAGCCCCAAAACCUUAAUGUAUGAGGAGAGAGAGAAAUAAACUUUAUUGUUAGACCAGGCUUCUUGAGCCCAAAGGUGGGUGGCCUCCUCAGUCCAGGUAGCCAUGGCUCGCUGCCGCCGCCCGAACCCUGUUCACCAACCGCAGCUGGUUGUCAGGGUCUUGCGUCACCAGCAGAACCUCCCACUGGUCUUCCAAUUCUUCCUCUGAAUCCGCUUCUUUCUGCAUGUUAUCGCCUAGUGGUGACGAUGACGGUGGCGCUUCUCAAUUGUUCCUGCACCAAAAUUUCGGACACCUCACGUUGCGUCAUGUGACAAUCGGAACUCCGACUGCAGGACAGUGUGCUAAUGUGGCCACCGAUUCAAGCAGAAAAAGCAGUAUUUUCGUUUCGAGGUGUCAGUGACGUAGUUGUUGGCCAUCUUGCCGCAGCUCUGUGAAACUGAAACAAGCGAAGCCUAGUCGAAAGCGCUCCCGUAGAACUGCCCGCCUGAUACUUCCCACCUCGUUUGGUUUCUUUAUGUCAACAGGUUGACUGCCAGUGCGCGCUUCUUAUCAUCUUGCCUCGCGAAGGUCAUGUCUCUGCUAGUAGUCGCCACUGAGAAUUCAGUGGACGCAUUCACUGCUUUCGUCUAUCUGUAGUGACAGCACGACAGUGGUCGAGAUAAGGGCGAUGAUUUUUAUAGCGACGCCUUCUGCUUGAUUCUACACCACUCUUAUCAUCCGCUGUCCAUGGCUGGCUGAUCCUGUUGAUUAUGCAUGCGGAGUAUCGCUGUGACCACUGACAAAGCUCGAAAAGCGUGAAAUGGAAUAGCAUAAAAGGCAUUACUAGGAAACUACGGCCACGGAAUGUCUAGACCAAGUGCAAGCAUAUCCGCACGCAGCAACCUGCGUUGACAAACUUAGGCCGUAUUCUUGAACGAUCACUUUCGAAAGAUACCUUCAUUUUCUUGAUACUUUGCAUGACUAGCACCAGACGUGUCUAUGGGCAGCUGCGUUUCCACACAUUGAUAAGAUAGCACAUUUGGCAGAGCGCCAAGAAUGGCGUUGCUCGUAGACGCCGGGGUUUUAUAUGCUAGUCAUGCGAAAGAUAGCGUGCUUGGUACUGGGCCAAGACUACCAUUUCUCGCAGACACCGAUGUGUCACAUGCUAGUCACUUGAAGGAUAGCGUGCAUGGAACGACCGAGAAUGACGUUCCUCCUAGGCGCCGACGCGCCCUGCGCUAUAGACCGUUUUUUCGAAGGCGCCGCCAUAUUGUGAACGCAGUGGCGCCGCCUAUGAGCAGCGCCAUACUGGCUUGGGUGAAAGCGGUCUUUUGCAUGGCAGGUAUACGCUCGGCGGUAGGUUGUGGUGUUUGUUUUCGCGGUCGUGUGGUUUGUUUAGUAUGACGCGCGUAUUCUACGUGGUAAACGGUUCUGUGAGACGUGCUGAAGUGGUUUAGGGCGUCAUGGCCGGAAUUUCUGCUGGCGUUGAGGUGGGGACGGAACACGCAGCGCGAUGUGCGCGCGCAUAUUUGAGCCUACAAUCAGCCUCGGAGAUCAAUUGUGUAUUUCCGAAUGUUCCAAUCAUUAAUGUGACCUUAUUGCAGUAUUAUCCUCUAUUUCUAAGCUGCGGUUUAGGAGCCAUUAAACAUAUGCGACAAUAGUAACAGCGUGGGUACCGUUCUGCUACUAUAGGAGCUAUGAUGUUAUACUUUGACACGCGUUCAAACUGUUUGCUGCAGGUUACAUUGCGUGACUACUUGGUUCGAUGGAUGAGGUUUCCGCCCCUGAAUAAAAUAGUUUUGGCAAGUAAUAGCAGCAUACCUUACAGUCUGAAUUAAGCUUGUCCAGCAAAUGGACUGUUUACGAACUGCGCGAGCGUCCUAAGCAGUGGUAGGUGCUGGAUUACCAUAUAUAUCUUUGUUCUAUAUACCGCAUGGUCCAAGCAUACGGCAUCAGUGGUUAUAUAUUUAUAAACGUUGUGCGGCGUGACUAUGCGAGGUCCUGUUGCGGCGUUAGCCGGUUUUCUCUUGCUUUUUCGUGAAAGAUGAUGAUAACUGAAUUUUUUUUUUCGGUUGUGUUCGUUCCGUUCUCUACGACGCACUCACACGUAUUACGGAAAUUUUGUCCUCAAAAAUAGGCAUCGCAUUCGUUUUAUGCGAUCCCUCUCAUAUAUUAUGGCCGUGUGCAGGCCAAAAAGGCAAUGCCGAAGCGCACAACUUACAUAUGUGUCGUGCUGGUUCACCAGCCGCAGUAAUCGCGGUGUUGAGCAGCGCCAUCGGCCUCAUGCAGGAAGGCUAGCGUAGACAUACGGUAAUUUGAAGCCUACUAGACUUGAAAUGCGCGAGAACGAUGCCGGUGCAUCACAAAUAUUUGAUAGCGCCUGCCACUUUGAUGUUUCGUGGUUGCCUUAGGUUGGCCGUGCACGAACAUGCGCUCUUAUGCUUUAUGUUUUACUCCCUAUGCCAAGCGAUUCGAUAGUGAGCAGAUUUACGAUUUCAUGCUGCUAAUACAGAGACACUGGUUUUCUUUGUUGAAUUAAAACCGAUAUAAGCAAAAUAGUUCACAACACAUACACACACUGCGACUGAUAAUGUGUGUACACCGCGGCUGAUAAAACGCGUCACAUUUUUGUGUCCGCAAGAGAUAUUUCCGCCUACUGUAGUUACCGACGCACCGAAAGGCUUCCUUGACAACCUUAUAUGAACGGACAUGGCAUAAAUUUCACAAAGUACGAUCUAAAGCAUUCCGAAAUCGUUCCGCAGCACGCGACAGCAAUACUUUCAAGCAGCGCCGCGCCGGAUCACCCAAGCCAGAGAGGAGGAAAGGCUCUCCGCGAGCCCUAUCCUCCUCGCCCGAUGAAACGGUCUAUAGUCGCACAAAAUUGAAGGUUUCUCCGAAAGUGACAAUCAGAGAAUACAGCACACCUGUUUUGGCCACUUGUGAAGUAAAGUCACUUAUUUUUGGGCCAAUCCAGUACGCAUUGUGGACUCUCGAUUAUUCGGACCAUUUGGUGGUCCCCAUUGUGUCCGAAUUGUCGGUCGGCGACUGUAGUGCCUUCUUUUUGUUUAUCCGAUGUCUGAUACCUGUGCUGUGUGCGACGUUUGACAGCCGUUGUUAAGUUUGUUGGCAACCUGGGUUUCACAUUGUAACUCCUCUGUUGUGCUCGAUAUGUAACCGGCGGCAGUGUGCACAGUUUUUGUUCAGGACGUGCGCUGAACUUAGUAGAUAGUCUCGUCUGUGCAUGGUUCUUGUUGUACCCUGCAUGCGUGUGAAUGCUGGUGGCAAGUUCAUCGCGGAGUGGCUCUCGAAAACGGCCCCUGGUCUUGCGCUUUCUUCGAGCGCCGCUGUCUUGUCUGCACGUGACCUUCAAGGACCCCCUCACAUUCUUCUCUGCACGGAAGCAGCAUGGAUCGGCAGCCUGUCACUGGGCCUUUGCACAUUCUCAAGGGUGGAGUGCAGAGGUGAUAAAUUGCUGGGACUGCUUGUAUUUUGCUACGAUCCCUCUCUUCCCACCUGUGCGGCGGCAGCUCGGCGCAUACAAAACCAUGCAGAGUGAAUGCCUUUGGAAUGCCUCGGCUUCGCUUGCGGGUUGGACGCUUCUGGUGGAUGCUUUGGCCGCCCCCCCCCCUCCUACCCCCUGCUGCUGCUGCUGCUGUUCCUGUUCCUUCAGUGCACCUUCGAUCGCUUUGGUCUGGUCACAUCGUCGACGCCGACGCCUGAAGAUGAGAGAAGGUAGUGCCAUGAACACGUCUGCCGCGAGGAGGACUCUCAGAGGCUUAGUUUGUCCUGAAUAAUAGUGUGUGAUAGUAACACUAAAGCAUCAGGCUGGGAAUGGCAUGUUUUACGGCUGACAUUGCAUACUGGUGACUUUUUUCAGACUGUAGUGAUUCAGUGAUGCCAGGAAAGCGAUAGAGAUAAGAUAGAGAAGGUGGUAAUGUACAUCAAAUCCCCGAAGCAGCCCUCUGUGAUGUCACAGGUUCCGGAAACAUCCUGCACGGGCUAACAAUUACCGUUUAGAAAAAUGCUGUAUCCUUAUGGCUAUGACAGCACCAUGAAUAUAAUGCGAGGGACAACGUUUUGCAACUCAGUGAAAACUAUUUUGCGUAGCUGUAGUUGUAGGUUUAAAAAGGGAAAAAAAAAAAACGUUUAUCGCAGGCUUAUGAGCCAUAUGGGCUGUGGGUAAUGGUUAGUGCUGUAUGCAAGGACAUGCUGCUUUGGAAUGCAUGCACUUUGGGCAACUGUGUCCAAAUAGUUCGGGCUUUGUAAAUGCUGGGCUGCUUUGAGCUCCUGCUUUCUUUCCACAUCCCGUUACAUUCAUCUGUAUUCUCUCUACGCCAUUGAAAUUGUCCUUUCUGCAAAACUCGGUGGUCUGGUGUUGAAGCCUCGUGCUGCUCUUUCCUAUAAGUGUGAAAUUUUGAAGAAAGAAUACUAGCUUUGCUGUAAUGAGAGCAUGAUUGCAGAUUUAAUGUGACAUGCUUUUUCAAGCUGCUAGUUACACUUGAAAAAAAAAUCUUGAGUUAUAUUCUUGUGAAUAGAGCAUUAACUUUGCAGCUCAAAAACAAAGGUAAGCUUAACCGGACAUCUUCUAGGGGGACUUCUUUCUAGAGAAAAGCGAGCAAAAUUUGCGAGGAGACCACAGAAACUGUGACAUCACACUGUGGCGUCACCGACACAAGAGUUUGAACCUUACAUUAACCUCCUAUUGUCCUUGGAAGUCUUUUGUUUCUUAGAGAACAAGCACAAAAUGAAUCUUGAGCCAUAAUCUCUUACUCAAAUGCAACUUAGCAUUCAGUUUUAGCCUUGCUUUAAAAGCAGCAUUGGCAGUGAUGGCAUUCCUGCUCACAUAAGGGGCAGAAGAUGCAGCGCCUGGGUUGCUGCUAGACUUCAUGGAGUGAAAUGAGGGUAUGAUCUGCUUGUACAUCUUUAAAUGUGGUGUGCACCUUCUAGGGUGUAAUCUUGUUAUGAAAAUAAGAUUGUGUUAAGUGCUAUUCACACCGGCGACUACAGGUCACGUGACUGACUGCGACUGGCGACCAAAAGUGACUAGAGGCGGCCGAUGUUUGCAUUGGCAAGUGCAACCGGCCAUUCACCACACCGAAAUGCCCUCUGAUAUGUCGUUCACGUUUACUUGCAAGGCCAUUGCCCCGUAAUAAAAGCGUCAUCAUAUACAGACGUCCUGUUUCUGCUCAUCUGAUUGGUUCAGCAGUUUCGCAUCUGCAGUCACACAACUGAAAAAUCGAGCAGCGAGCAAGGGUGCUAUAACGUAAAACUAUUCCAAACAUUUCUAUUCAGAUUCUGCAAUCAGCCCUCCGCGAUUGGUCAAAAACAUUUAUGGACCGCCUCCCCUUCACCUGUCUUGUCACGCGACGUCGCGAAAACCGCGAUAACCUCCCAUCUGAUAUGACGUGUGCCCACUGAUUAUGCAUGAUUUGACCGAACAAUAGAAAAAUAGUUAUUUCUGAUUCGACGCCUUUUUGCCAUUAGCCUUCGGGUAUUGGUCAAAAGUUUUCAGGCUGCACCAACUUCACCUACCUCUCGCGCGACGUCACAAAACCACAAAAACUUACCGCGUCAAAGUGACGUGUACACGCUAAAGGUGCAUUAAUAUGCCGAACAAAACUGAAUUUUCUUCUGAAUAGCGACAGGCUGCCCCGUUUCGAAAGGAAUAAAAGAUGGCUGCCGCCGAUCGUUCUGGUACUGGCUACUCACCCCUGCCGGAGAGCAUGGGUUUAUUUGCGUGUAAUGAAACUUUGCGUGGCUGUGUAAUGUUUUCGAAAACUUUCGGCACGUUUGCGAACUCAUUCUGCCAACUCUUCUUUGCUGAGGAUCCGUUUCAGUGUCAUUCUUAAGCUUCCGUUGCAUGCCGCCGUGAUUGUCGACGAGCCACCGCAAGCUAAGUAAGAGAAAGCGGACCAAUAGCAGAAACGGGCAGCAGCCUCUUCCUCUGGUUAUCGAUUUUCAGUGCAGUGGCUCGGCCCCAUCGAAUUCCUCUCCACUUGAGCGUGCUCCUCGCCUCUUGUCAGCCAAUUAGGUAAGACAAGCCGCUCAGUGUGAACAAUGUUAUUCGUUUUUCAGGCAAACAAAAGUGACCUCCUAUGAACGAGGGGAGCAUUUGAUUGGUUUGUUCAGACAACCCUGCGGGUGACCACCCAAUGCUUGCAUCGGCGGUUACGCAAAUUUGACGUCAGCAGAUUGGAACAAAAACAUAUUGGAAUAGUUUUAUGUUAUGCGGCCCCAACUGGCCCAAAAUGGUCGCUUUUCAAGAAAAGUGACCAUUUGCAAUGAACUUGGUUGUGCAACCACUGUCAGCCGCUGGUGUGAAUUAGCCUUUAGUCGUGUAAAUUGCCUUUCUUUAACAGUGUGUGCUUAGUACUUUGUUGUCAGGAACAGUAAGGGAAGCAGACUUGCAAGUUGAGCUAGUUGAGGAGCAUUUAUGUAAAAGAAAAAAAGGAACUUUGGGAUGAUAAUAUGCGUACAAGUGUGACAGGGAAAUGCCGAUUGUUUCGUUCCUGUCUAUAUUGUUAACCUUCACAUUUUUUUUUUAUACAUUAAGGUAUGCUGAGACGCACAUGAUGUUCCUGACAAUGAAGUGCUGGGCAUGCAGUGUUUUAACUUAAGAAAAAAAAAAAGACAAAUACUUUGAGUCCAAAGUUGCGGGAGAGCCCAAAGUUGCAGAAGCCAAGCUGCCGAAAGAAUGUAUCUUUCAGAGGACUGUGCAGUACGAAAAGUGUGAUUUGGUGUUCUAAGUGCAGACUACAAGCUUAGUGUAAAGAUGUAGACUACCAAGGAAUAGUGGUUACACUGUUUCUGGAGUCAUUAGGACAGGCAGCACCUGUGUGAUGUCACGCUGCGUUUCAACCCUUUCUCUCUUCUUUUAAAUUUUAUUUUCUUGUGCCAAUUUUUUUCUAAGUCGUUGCCUUCAUGUAGUAGUCACCGUUAGGCCAGGAAGGCGUAUGUAGAUGCUGUAACCUCUUGUGGGGUGUCUACGUUCGAUUCAUAUUGAGCAUUGUCCAAACCAUACCAUCAAUACUCUCUUGUAGAUGUUUCACACCACGUGCUCUAUAUUCAUUGGAGCUGCACUUUUUGAGUCAAGUAUGAUGUAUGCGGUGGUUUGUUGCCACGACCGACACCAUCAAUCAUGCAGCUUUCUGACCACUAGAUUUUAUCAAUGUGUUUUUAAAGCUUGUCUGUAGUAAAUUAUGUAAAUUUCAUACUGCGUGUCUUUGUAUAUGUGUAAUAAGAGUAUUCUUAGAAGAAGAAAGAAAAAGCCUGGAAUGUUUCGCUGCUGUCAAAGAAAAGACCUGUUCAAAGUGGUGAGAACCUUUCUAGUGGAAUGGAAGCUUCUUCUGGCAGCUGUUGCUUGAAUAAUGGAGAUGAACGGCACAGCAUCGUUGGAUUUUACUUUAUUAAGACCUGAACAGGAGAAAGUUGAGCUUGUAAGGUGUGAGGAGCAAUCCGAGAAUGAUGAGUCAUCGGAGUACUGCUUUGCAUAUGCUGUUGUACUGUAACUGUUUGUGUAAUACACAAGAAGUGAACGCUUAACACCACUGUUUGAUAGAAUCCCAUGAACCGUCUGCUUGUUGAAAAGAGGGCUCGCUUCAUUGUACAUACGCUAGCCUAACGCAUCAACAGGAGUUCACUGUGAAAAGAAGUUUGCAUUGUGAAAGUAUAGUGCUGAAGCGAGUGCAAAGUCAGUAAUGGUUUAACUGUGGUGUUAGACAAGUUCUGAGUUUAAGUGAAAUUGAAGUUUCCUUCCCUUCUUUUUUCCCCCACGUGAUGCAACUUUUGAGACGAGCACUCGAUCAGAGGAUUCCUUGUACAGGCACCACUGGUUUUGUUUGGACAAUAUCCUGGUGCGCUUGCAACUCUCGACGUCUCAAGCAAGGCAGGAAAAAGAAAGGUUUGCUUCAGGUCAACCUCGACUUUCUGCCUUUCUCGGUUAUGCUGUAUGCAUACGAGAACAUAUCUGUAACGCCGUAUGUGCGUCUACCUUUUUACUGUACAGGAUUUCGCUGUGUUAGUUCUUCAGUGAGGUUUAGCUAGCGAGGCCUAGUCGAAUUGAAGCGAUGGACGGCACAUUGAGUGCACGAUUGUGCCAUUUAAUUGGCAACGCUCGAGCAGCACGUUGAGUUUUGUUAGUGCAGCUGCCAAGGUAAUGAUGCCGUGUGAGUUAGCCAGUCAGAAGCGCCCACCAAAUGGAACACCGUACUUCGGAGUCCCACUAAGCGUCUUUAUUUGUGCCGACUGUGGUUUAUAAGUUAUUUAAUGAGGCACCGCCUCUUUCUUUCGUCACUGCACGUGACAUUUCUUGCAACUACAGUGUAUGAUUGUGUGUUGUACAGCUGAUGUCGGCACGAGAGUUCUUUAGGGACACCUAAGUGUAUUGUGUGUGUGUGCAUGUGUGUGUGUGUUUUAAGAAUGUAUUCUGGGGCGCGUGAGCAGCACAAGGCUUCUUUUUUUUUUUUUUUUGCAAGUUUCUUUCAAUGCUGUGAGGAAGGAUUCCUUCUCAAAGCCAUCACAUUGAAAGUACUGAUACAGGCCACACUGUGCACUUCGAGUCAACGCACUGUGUCGUCACGCUCACUCCUUAAUUCUUGCCAGCUUGGUAGCUAUGCACUUGACGAAGUGUCAUCAGAGAACGCUUGCUAACGUGGUUUGUUGCGCUUAGUCUAAGACAAAGGUCCGGCUCAACAGACAUUGUCGUGGCGUGGAGGAAGGGUCACGCGCCCCGUAAUCAGUGCAAACGGUCGCUCCAUGAUUUUUUCUUCGUUUUGAGCAGCAAAAUGUGAUUGGGGGAGGUUGUCCGCAGCUGUACCGUGUACUUAAGUAGUGCCAAAGUUUCUGUUACCACUCGUCGUCUCAAACACACGACAUUCGCUGUAGAACUUUGCACCUCAGCUCUGUGUUCUCCCAGAAGUGCGACUGGAACGUCUUCCAAUUUAGGCCUGUACCAAGGGGCACCCGGAAAGCAAUGGCCUGUGUUGAUCUCCGAAGCCAUGCGUUUCAGCAGCGUGCCUCCGCAAAUUGUUCCGUUUGGUUUGCCAAUGAUCCUGGUGCAAAAUGCAGGGCCUUUAUUAGUAUGCACAUGUAAGGUUUCAUUAGCAACUUUUCUUGCUUCUUAAUCAGGGCACGCACACAGAUGUCUAGUGUUCUUAGGUUGACAGUUCUAGAACAUAGGCUUAUAGUCUGUUGUCGUAAAUAUAUUGAGCUACUACUUUGUUACCAGAGCAAAGAUGAGAGACAAGUGUUCGUUUGCCCUUGUAGUUAAGCAGUACGGUAUGCUUAUGUGCUGAAGCCCAACUAGCCCAACCAAUGGAUUCCUUGACUUUAGCAUUUAUUGCUACUUACAAUAACUCUCAAAUGUGCACCACUCUGUAGCUAACAGCCGCUAUGGUACGCAGAUAUAUGCUUGUGAUCUGUAGUUUACAAUUGAGGUCUGCAGAUGCAAAAUGUCUGCAAGUGCAAAAUGUCUGCAAGUGCACUUUUUUGGAAGAGACAUAAACAAGCUUGCUUGCCUGUGCCAUGCCCAUGCAAGCCUCUGAUCCUUCAGUCACGCUUCACUCUGUAGCAGUGGUUUACAAUCGGGUCUUUUGCAAAGUGUCAAUCUGAAGCAAGACUUUGAAGUUCAGUGCGCGCAAUCUUAGGCAAAUGCUUUUCAUUGAGCAAUUGCCAUCCGAGAUCUAGCAUAGCUUCUUCAGGUGUAGCUGCCAUCGCUGAUUGCACAAUGACCACAAAGAGACAGCGAUUUGUCUUCCUCCACACUGCUGUGGUCAACCUGAUUUUUUAGAGCCAUGUUUCAUUUUUUCUUUCUUUUUUUUACCAUUUGGAAUGGUAAUAGGAACUCAAUUAGUUGUAGGUACUGGAUCUUGCUGGACUGCAGGAAAUCAGUGUUUGAGUAAAGAGCAACAAGAUGUGGACAAAUGCUUGAGCAUAAUAUCAGUGUUAUGCCAAAUCUGCUUGUUUUAUUUUUUUAUAUUUCGUCCCCUGCUAUUGUGUUUCAAAAAGGCAGGCGAGUACAAGGCCUUGUAGUUAUUGUCAGCACACCUAUCGUGCAGUUCGAUUGAAGGCACUUUGCUGAAAAGAGAGGGGAGUUGCAUUGGCUGAGGUUGAUAAUUCAUUGUUUGCUUGCUAAAGGAACACACCUGAAAGACUUAGCUAGUGUAUUGUGCAGUUGUUGCAUCAGCUGGGCUCGACCACACGUUUUUUGGGCCAUACACACAAAUUGCAUCAAGCAUCACAGCCUUCAAGGCUACCUUGGGAACAGUGCUGUCGUGUGUUUCUUUGGUGAGAAAAAAAAAUUUUACUUGAAUGCAUUGUAUGAGGAACAAACUGUAGUUGGCUAUAUAUAUAUAUAUAUAUAGGUUGUCGGCAUUGUGAACUUUCAGAUGCCUCACGAGUUGGUUUGAGUCUGUGUAACUGCAUUCCCAGAUAAGCUGGCCCACUCCCGAUUCAUAAUGACAGCCGAGCAUGGAAGUCAAGUGUAGUUUCUUUUUCUUCUCUUCUUCUUUAGUUGCACAUCCUGCAAUCUUCACGUUGAAUACACUUCAAACUGUUGCUAGUCAGCUCAUGUCGUGGGCACCAGUGUGUAUCACCGCCUUAGAUGAGUGCAACCCCCUGAAACAUUAAGAGGUCGCCCGAUGUACCUAACACUAGCCACAGCUGAAACCAAUUCUCACGGCACUUUGUGCCACUUAUGUACAGUUGUGCUGAGCUGUUGCCGUGCGACAGGCUCGCUGUAACGACAAGAUAAAAUAGUGAAGUGCACUACACUGAGAGCCCAGUAGUACAGCAAGUGUCAGCAAAUCGAGUAGACAUAAGGCUGCUCCUUCAGCACUGCAGGUAGUCGCAGCUCUUUGCAGUUGCAUUGUGUGCGAAGCUUCACAUUGAAAUUCAGCCAUCACCUGUGACCAUGCUUGACAGCGUGCAGGCCGCUGCGCCCCCGCAGGACCGUAGAACAGAUUUCCAGUUGUGCCAGGCGACAAGCAUUCGGCAGCAGCCAUCAGCUAUCUCACGCUGGCGGAGAGGGUGCGACAAUCGUUAAGACUUUAAAUUCUAGGAAAAUGCAGCUUCACAGGUUGCGGCAUUGGCAGGAGCUGUGGAGAGCAUGACUGGUGAUUAUAAUAGGGACAAAAUGUCAUCGUACAGCACUGAGUGCAUAGUAGAAGAAAAAAAAAAAGAAAGCUGAUAUAACUUUUGCGGCCGUGGCACCAUUUGGUAUGCUUCCAUGCUGCACAUGGGGGAUGGCGUCACAAGUUAUUUCUCAUGAUGUUGCUGAUGUCACGAGAAAUAACUGUCUAUUUGCUUUUCAGUUUGCCAGUGAUGUGCGGGCUUUGUGGACGUUUUUCAUAGGGAAAUAAAUUGCAGAAUUGUUUACCACCAUGCAUUGCAUCGCCUGCACUUGAACGAUGUGUGUGUAUUAAAGAAAAGUCAAAGUCCUUCCGCACGUCCUUGCCCAAUACCGCGGGGCCAUUGCCCUACUGCUUUGUCAAUAUGCGUUCACAAAUGUGCUUUUGUUUUCCUGCGAGUCAAUUAUGAGCUUUGUAAAAAAAAUAUUUGCUUGUCAUAAAAAAAAUAGGGGUUGGGGGGGGAGUGCAGCUGUCAAGCAUAUUUCUGUACAGAGCUCCAUGAACAGUCGUAAAGAGCCCUGCGAUACUUUUGUGUGCUUCAGUAACAGUGGAGCACGUGUCGCUGCCACUUGUACUCAAACCCUGUGUCACUCUUUUUCUUUUUUUUUGAGAAGUUGCUUUUGUUUUGCUGAUUUUAACACGCUCAGUUGGCGCGCGCUGGCCGCCAUUUGGGAAGUCUGCUAAAGACUGACCUGUGCCAUAUCACUGAGCACUGCGCUUCUGAAAGCUCUUGAUUGCAUUGCUUUUGGUUCGUAUGUUGAAAAUAGCAAUAAAAAAAUGAACUAAAACAUC